AUGGAAUCAAAGUACAACACCCGAAAGUUCUCUAACCGUGUCCGCCCCAAGGACGAUGAUAUGAGCUCCACCCAACCCCAACAAGCAGACCAGCCAAGCAAUCUCGCUGACUUGGACCCCACCCAAGAGUUCACUGCGUCCUCCCAGGCCACCGAUACAAGCUCCCAACCUGCCACACAGGGUUAUAGUUCGAAAUAUCAUCUCGGCCAUGAUCAGCUGAGUCACCCGGAUGAGAGGGUUAGACCAGAUGAGUAA
Messenger RNA from Aspergillus pseudotamarii, 255 nucleotides. RefSeq lists its product as uncharacterized. The record is from RefSeq and is a predicted model, not a curated record. The transcript is spliced from 2 exons. Lineage: Eukaryota; Fungi; Ascomycota; Eurotiomycetes; Eurotiales; Aspergillaceae. Bases 1 to 255 code for a protein of 84 amino acids.